This is a messenger RNA of Capsicum annuum, 1276 nucleotides long. RefSeq lists its product as uncharacterized. The record is from RefSeq and is a predicted model, not a curated record. The coding region runs from base 280 to 1161 and encodes 293 amino acids. The transcript is spliced from 4 exons. NCBI's taxonomy places the organism in Eukaryota, Viridiplantae, Streptophyta, Magnoliopsida, Solanales, Solanaceae.
ACAGGGUAUAAGAGAGAUCAAUCCUUGUACGAAAAGGAUUCGGGUCGGGUAAAAGCUAAAAAAACCCCAAUGCGGUUUAACCUAAUUUUGCAUGAGAGAUUGAAUUGAGAAAAAAAAAAUGGCCGAACGAGGAGGCAAAACCCUCACUUUCGAGACGAGGAAGAGUUGGAGAAGAAGAGGCAAAAGAGAAUUCUCCAGCCUUCGAUCGGUGAAUCGCUUUACAGUGGUGAUAAUGAUAAGCCAUUGGAUUGUGGUCCGUUGAUUCGUGCACUGUCGAAGAUGAGGCAAGCUAAGCUUGAAGGAAGACCUGUUACUGAUACGGUUAUAAUGGUUGAUGGUAGACAAAUUGAUUUAGGACCAAUCUUUUUGAAAAUGGAAAGGAGGAGACAAGAACCUGAACCUGAAGUACCUAAAGAAGAAAAGCCUAAUUUAGAAGAGAUGAGGUUGCGAUUCGAAAGGGCAAAGCAACAAAGGCGUGAAAAUGGAUGUGAGGAUGAGCAACUAGAUAAACGUGAAGCGCUCGUACUUUACCACGAGACAACGAGGCAACAAGGAAAACAAGUGAUUGCGGUUCCACCGGAGAAGAGGCAAUUUGAACAAGGAAAAUGCAUCAAAGGAGCACCUCUACACCCCUAUUGCAUUUGUUCUUCACUAACAACAACAUUCGCUGAAACCACUAAACAACUGAUGCUUAAUUCUACAAUGCGAGCUGUUGGCGAUCGUUAUUUCCCUAUUUGGCUCGAGUAUCGCCGGCAGAUUUCUCAAACCCAUUGUUUUGACAUUGAUGUCUAUCCUGGUUUGUCUCUCGGUGCUUCAGUAUCUGGAUAUGAUUUCAAGAAAGAUCAUGAUUUAAUGAUGGAACUGGCCAACCGUGCUAUCGAGGAAUAUAAUGAGAGAGAGUGCAAUGUUUUCAAGUACAAGGUUAUCAAGAUUGAGAAAGUGAAUCUCGCGGUGACAGAUUACUUUGAUUAUUGGAUGACUGUGAGAGUCUUAAAUCUUACUCUUGCUACUCCUAUCGAGACUUUUCAAAUCCAUGCCGGUAAAAAAUGCUUAGAUGGUGAUGUGAAAUUUAUCUGUUGUUGCCAGCCUAAAGAAGAGCCGGUUGUUGGUUUGGGAAACUGCGAUUUUUGUCUACGUAAGAAGCUGCCCCUUGAGACUUGAGAGGCAUGUCAAAACGCACUUGAAGUAUAGUUACAUAAAUUUGUACCGUUUGAGAUUUUAUCAUUAUGGUUAUAAGCAUUUGAUAUUUAAAGCCAUUGGGCUAUUUUGGCCGCUA